Molecule: messenger RNA, 903 nt
Organism: Dovyalis caffra
Lineage: Eukaryota; Viridiplantae; Streptophyta; Magnoliopsida; Malpighiales; Salicaceae
Source: the annotation of a GenBank genome assembly
AUGGGUUCAGAGCUGAAUGUAAGAGUGGAGGAGGUGACUGAAAAUCGGUGCUUGCCUGCUGAGAAGAGUAAGAGGAAAGUUCCGAAAAGAAUUCACAAGGCUGAGAGGGAGAAACUGAAGCGUGAGAAAUUGAAUGAUCUCUUUGAUGAGUUGGCCUCUGCUCUUGAAUUGAGUGAGCCAAAUACUGGAAAGGCUUCUAUACUGUGCGAAACGACUCGACUAUUAAAGGACUUGCUUACACAGAUAGACUCUCUCAAGAAGGAAAAUGUAGCUCUCUUAUCUGAAUCUCACUAUGUAACUGUUGAGAAGAAUGAGCUGAGGGAGGAGAAUUCUGCCUUAGAAGAUCAAAUUGGGCAGUUGCAGGGUGAACUGGAAACGAGAGUGGCUGGGCAACCACAAACUGACCUAAAUGUGCCUCCUCCUGAAUAUCAGCAACCAUCACAUUUUCCAGGAGACUCGUUCAGGUUGCCUGGUGUCGAUGCCGCUGCUGCUGCAUUGCAGCAGACGCCGGCUGUCUUUGUGGUUCCAAUCCAUCCUGAUCAUGUGCAAGGUUUUCCAAUGACUACAUCGAAUGUGAGGAAACCUCACGCUAGAUACCCAACUGGGGCUGAUUCUUGGGCUUCUCAACUUCUUAGGGAGCAGCAAAUUGCUAGGAAGGAAGUUCAGUUUAGUGGUAGAGAUAGCAGUAUCUCCAUUACACCUGAUGUUCAGGGUUCUGAAGUUCAGAUGAAUUGCUUACAGAUGAUGAUCAGACUCUUCAUCAUCCAUUGUAAAACCUGGCACCAAAAGAUAGUUCAGACACUUAUAAUGGAUAAUGAGCUAGAUGAACAUGUGAAGGCAAUGAAUGAGAUCCGAUUCUGUUUUCAUGAUGAUCGUCCCUCAUGGUACUGUUGCCUUCUCUGA